UGGAGGCGGAGGCAGAGGCAGCAAGCCCCAUUAUAAAAAGCCAUCAUAAAAGCGACUGAGCUCCGGUGGCGAGGGGACAGCGAGGGAACCGCGCGAGCCCGGCGCCCCCAGCCAUGGCUCCUCCACCUCUCCCGUGGCUGCUCCGCUUGGCUGCCCUCUGCCAUCUGACCGCGCUGCUGGCCGGACAGCACUUCGGUGUGAAGAAAUGCAACGUCACCUGCAACAAGAUGACCUCGGAGAUCCCGGUGGCCUUACUGGUCCACUACCAACGAAAUCAAGAGUCCUGCGGGAAGCCUGCCAUCAUCUUGAAGACGAAACAGAACAGAAUCUUCUGUGCUGAUCCAGAGGAGAGAUGGGUUCAGGAAGCCAUAGCAUAUCUAGAACACAAGAUUGCUGUUACAAUUCGAAAUGGCGGCACAUUCGAGAAGCAAAUUGGUGUGGGUGAGCCCAGGACCACCCCAGCCACCAGGGGAAUGGACAGGUCUGCGGUCACAGAGCCCAAAUCCACCCAGGAGAACAGUGGCCAGGAGGCACAGAGGGCCUCGGGAACUUCCCCAGAGCUGUCAACGGGAGUGGCUGAUUCCAGGGGGACCAGGUUCCCCUCCACUUCAAAGGCUCCGGAUGGAGGACCGCCAGCUGGGUCCCAGAAAACUGAGUUUUUCAACGCUGCUCCCCUCACUGCCACAACGUCCCAGCAGAGUUCUGCUGCCUACAAACCUGGGUCGGGCCCCUGGACUGAGGGAAAGGCAUCUGAGGCCCUCCCCACCCAGGCCUCCUCCACCCAGGCCCCCUCCACCCAGGCCCCCUCCACCCAGACCCCCGCCACCCAGGCCUCCUCCACCCAGGCCCCCCCCACCCAGGCCCCCUCCACCCAGACCCUCCCUACCCACGCUCCCCCUACCCAUGCCCCCCCUACCCACACCCCCACCAUUUCACACACAGCCUCAGAGAACAGGGUUGACCCCGAAGGCCAACAUGUGUGGAUCAAGGGAGACAAUCCCACACCAGAGAACUCUCUAGGGCCCAAGGAGAUGAGUCCCCUUUCAGCUCACAUGGAUGCUUUCAGGGGGCCUGAUCACACACCCCAUCUCUCCACAGUCCUUGUCUCCUCUCCAGGUGUCCCCAGCAGGGAGCCAGUAGCCUCAGGCAGCUGGGUCUCCAAGGCUGAGGAGCCCAUCCACGCUACCGUGGACCCCCAGAGGCUGGGUAUCCUCAUCACUCCUGUCCCCGACUCCCAGGCAGCUACCCGGAGGCAGGCAGUAGGGCUGUUGGCCUUCCUUGGCCUCCUCUUCUGCCUGGGUGUGGCCAUGUUUGCCUAUCAAAGCCUCCAGGGCUGUUCCCGCAAGAUGGCAGGGGACAUGGUGGAGGGGCUUCGCUAUGUCCCCCGGAGCUGUGGCAGUAACUCGUAUGUCCUGGUGCCCGUGUGAGCUGCCCACAUGCCUGCAUCCAGUUCAACUCAGACAGCUGCCUGGGGUCCCCCGUCCUCAUACCCACCCUCACCCAAGGGCCUGACCUGAGCCGGGAUGAUCAAAGCAAGGAGGCAGGAUCUUCCACAUGCAACUGCUCCCAGCUCCCGGGCAUAGCCCAGGAGGCCACUCCUGACCACUGUUGACCCCUCGGGGACAGAAGUAGUGGCCUCUGCAGUUCACUCCAACAUCCCCAAGUCAGGAACCUUCUGCUGCUGGCUGGUUAGAGGUUCCCUUUGACACAGUCCCAGACCCGAUGAACAAUUAUUUAUUGAAAAAUACCCAGCCCAUCUGGUUUCACGUCCCCAUGUGGUACCACGGUCACCCCGUCUCACCAGUGAGCCUCAGGCCAGGCCCCUUUUGCCCCCCUCCCUCAGUCAUCGUGUCUCUUGGUCCCACUGCGGUCGCCAGUCACCCCGGCCACCUGCGGUGCUAUCUCUACCCCCACCCUGCCCCCUGUACACGGCCCACACCCGGCCUGGGACCUGUCUUUUCCUGCAUGAGCCCAGUGUGGUGUUCCCUGGGCCUGCUCCCAGGAAGGCUCUGCCCUCAAGCACUUUGGGGAGGGCAGAUGAAGUGAUCCAGUGGCUUUGAUUAUUUUUCUUCUUCUCAGCUGAAGCCCUGUGGAAGGAACAUGGGCUGUGGGUGUGAAGGCUGGGCUUCUGGUCCCAGGUCCACCAACCCAGCAAGACGUCCAUACCUCUGGUUUUCCAUCUGUAUAAGGAAAGACACAUGGCAGAUGUAUGACAAUAACCUGCCCCCCAUGGACAUUGCUAACCAGUCCAGAGACUUCUUUUCAUGGAUGUGGGGUGUUCUCACCACAGAACACCUUAGCCUGUCUUCUCACCACAGAACACCUUAGCCCGUCUUCAUCCGGGGAGGCUGGCACAUUGGGGGUCCUGUGAUUCAGGGUGGGGGUAGGGGUGCAGGAAGUGUUCUGAAAUCCCAGAUCCUGCCCCCUGGGAGGGAGUCAACUCUGCGGGCCCCCUGAGCGGGGCUGGGCUGGCGUGCUUGAGGGGGCCCCUUACCCCUGCCUGGCUUUGAGAGCAGCCCUCCCAGCAUCCAGCGGGCUCACAGGGACGUGGAGACGGCUCGCCUUGACGCAGGACAGGCUGAGGAGGAGGGGAGGCCUGCAGGCUCCGGGGAAGGCUGAGGUGCUCAGGGAAAGGAAUCCGGGUUGGGGGCAGGUGGUGGUAGGAAGCUGCAGGGAGUAGCCCCAUGCCCUUGGCAGGGACUUGGGCCCAGCAUCUUCUGUUUCUUUCCUGUGGCCUGGCUUCCCCUUCCACCUCUCUCGCUCCCUCAAAACACUGCUGUCCCCAUUCUAGGAUCUUCCCUCACCUCCUGCCCACCACAGGCAGGGUCAGGGAUUUCCAGGACAUUUUCCAUGAGAUCAGAAGCCACCAUUGAAACCUGAAGUUUUGUGUUUACCUCUGAAAGAGACUCCGUCCUGUGGGGAGGGAAGUUGUGAGCACAAAAUCAGGGGUUCCCUUUUUGGCUGCUGGGGUUACAGGCCUCACCCCUCAGGGUCCCUGCUGGCAGCUCCCAACCUUCCUCUGAUUGUCCCCAUGGAUGACCGUUGCCUUCCACCUGGGGAGCCUCCCAGGGGCAGCCUAGGUGACACUCUAUUUGGCAGAGGGAUGGCCAGGGGAAGCAGACAGCCCUGGUCCACAGGGAGGGUGCAGCCAUGCUGUUGCAUGCCCCUCCACCUGGCCCUCCUGCACCCUCUGCUGGGCAUGACCUGGGAUACUGGGGCCUGGCUGGGUGGGUGGGGGGGUUGCACUCUGAAGGCUCAGAGGGUGGACCGCAGGUCUGAAUGCACUUUUUUGGGCUCCUCCAGGCUGGGAGAACCUCCAAGGGGUGGGCACCCAUGAUGGGGCCCACCCCACCCCUACUUUUGUGAGAAAGUAGCUGGGAGCAGCUAGUCACACUUCCAACGGAUUUGAUUAGUUCCCUCCAGCAGGACAAGGACAAUUUGGGGGGAACUUCAGAAGGAGUUGGUUGAUCCUUUUGCUUUUCCAACCCUAUCACCAAUGUCUGUUCCAUUUUGUAUUUUACUAAUAAAAUAGAAAAGUCUUGUGAAUGGAAUAAACUAGCUUUUUCUAGGGCAGGCUCAGCAACCAGAGCCUCAGGGGCAAUGGAACGAGGGAGGGGCCAGGAAUCUCUGGGUCCAGCCUCCCUAGGGCAGAACGGCUGGAACUUUUACAGUCAACAGAAGCAGCACUGGGAACAGGGGUGAGGAGGAUUGAGCCCCUGGCCUGGCUCUGUUCUGCCCAGCUGUGUGACAUUGGGCAGGGCCUUUACCUCUCUGAGCCUGUAUAAAAUCAGAUGUGAGAUUUCACCUAGUAGCUCCCAUCCCUGACAGGAAGCAGAAUCCUGUAUGAAGUCACCCCUGCCCUUCUCCAUGCCUACUAAACCACCAUCUUGGGGGCCUUGGUAUCACCAUUAGUGAUCUGAUGACCCAUGGGAGCAAAUGGGGCCACAUUUUCCUUUUUGCUGCCUUGACUCACUGCUGGUCCAGACAGAGAUCAAAGAGGGAUUAUUUCUCAAGGGACUCUGGUAUUCAUAGAUAUGACCCAAACACAAACCUCCUAGUAGUCCCUCAGACACCCAGUGUCCUGGGGUGGCAUCAUAAGGCUGUUAUGUACGUUUGUGCAGGUUGGGAACUGCACCAGGUGCCACAGGCCAAGUCCAGCCUAUGAUUAUACAGUAUUUCAUGGAUUCUAAGAUGCACAUUAUUUUCACAUUGUGAUGUCUUUGGAAUUGGGAUUUGUCUUACAAUCAAUAGCUUGUCAUAGUUUAAAUGAUAGGUCUUGUAUUCUUUACUGGUAGUUUAUUAAAUUAAACUAAUUUAAAUUAACCUAAU
Nyctereutes procyonoides (raccoon dog) is the source of this 4329-nucleotide messenger RNA. RefSeq names its product C-X3-C motif chemokine ligand 1 (gene CX3CL1). Gene Ontology annotation, cellular component: extracellular region. Gene Ontology annotation, molecular function: chemokine activity; CCR chemokine receptor binding. Lineage: Eukaryota; Metazoa; Chordata; Mammalia; Carnivora; Canidae. The record is from RefSeq and is a predicted model, not a curated record. Gene Ontology annotation, biological process: inflammatory response; immune response; G protein-coupled receptor signaling pathway. The coding region runs from base 114 to 1427 and encodes 437 amino acids. The transcript has 3 exons.